CUACCCAAAUUCUUCCUUCGUUUUAAAUCAUCACCGAUCUUUUUGUUUUCAACAAACACCGAUUCACAUCGUGAACGUGACUUUUUCUUAUCAAGCAGUCAACUCAGCACGUGGCAUCAUCCUAACGGACCUUACCUGAUUCCUUCAUCGUAGGAAGCGGUGCACUGAAUCACUUCCAUAACUUUAGGAUAUUAUUACCGUCUAUAUAGCCUAACGUUACAUGUCUAAAAUCUUUAUCAAAUACACACACACAUAACACCAGAACUCAACCAUGGCUUCUCAUUCCUCUCUUCUUAUUGUCUUAGCCGUUGCUUGUUUCGUUUCUCUCAUCUCACCGGCGGUUUCACAAACUUGCUCUACACAGAACAUACUCACCACCCAGAAAACUCCCUUUCAGACUUGCCUAGACCUUCCCGUACUCGACUCCUACCUCCACUACACUUACAAUGAAACCAACUCAUCUCUCUCCAUCGCAUUUGUCGCCACUCCAGCUCGACCCAGCGGCUGGGUCGCUUGGGCUAUCAACCCCACGGGGACUGGAAUGGCCGGGUCUCAAGCCUUUGUAGCACUCAGAUCCGGACCCGGUGUGGCUCCCGUCGUGAAGACGUACAACAUCAGUAGCUAUAGUACUCUCGUCCAAGGAAAACUCGCCUUCGACUUUUGGGAUCUACGCACCGAAGCCUUGACCGGGAACAGAGUCGUGAUUCACACGUCGGUUAAGGUUCCGGCGGGAGAGGAUAGCGUGAACCAGGUGUGGCAGAUCGGCGGGAAUGUGACCAACGGCCGUAUUGGAAUUCAUCCUUUUACUCCGUCAAAUUUGAAAUCUACAGCCGUGCUGAGAUUUAGUGGCUCUGACCCUCCCGCCUCUGCUCCGGGAGGUGGCGCCUCGACCACUCCCGGACAGGCGGGAGGUCCAGGGAACGCAGGUUCUAUGACGACACGUGUAAACUUUGGGGUCAGUUUGGGAGUUUUGGUUUUGUUGGGUAGUAUAUUUAUUUUGUGAAGGUGAUCUUUCUCUUUCUCCGUUCCUUUUUUCUAGCACAAUAAUGGAGCUCCAUACUUUUUAAACUUAGGCCAUUUACUUCUUUUGUUUUCACCUUACCUUCUCUUGUCUCUCGCAUUAUUCUGAGUUGUUAUUAGAUUGUAUGGACCAUUACUAUACUGUCAUCUUAUCUACUUAAAAUUUACUGCGUACGCAGUCCCGCUCA
Molecule: messenger RNA, 1208 nt
Organism: Brassica rapa (field mustard)
Lineage: Eukaryota; Viridiplantae; Streptophyta; Magnoliopsida; Brassicales; Brassicaceae
Product: auxin-induced in root cultures protein 12
Source: RefSeq, a predicted model, not a curated record